AUGGCGUUUGUAAGUGAAAUCGUGCCGUGUUCUCGAGGUUUUUUAUUAUCUUUGUGCAAUAGAUACAAUAUUAAUUUAUCAAAUCAAGUCAUGAUUGCAAGAAAACAUCAUUGCGUUGCUGGUGACAAUGAUAAACAUCAUGACAUUAUCAUUGCUGGAGGUGGAAUGGUUGGAACAACUUUGGCAGUUGCUUUAGCCAAUAAUCGAACAUUGCAAUCACAAAAAAUUCUUUUACUGGAAGGCGGCAAUAAACAUGAAUAUAAACAAGACGAAAAAUAUUCAAAUCGAGUUGUCGCAUUAAAUCAACAAACCCGUACAUUAUUAUCAAGUAUUGGAGCAUGGAAACAUAUAGAAGCUGUACGUUAUGCUCCAGUUCGUAAAAUGCAGGUCUGGGAUGCUUGUUCGGAUGCCAUGAUAACGUUUAAUGAAGAUCAUUUAUCUGAAGAUAUAGCUUACAUUGUAGAAAAUGAUUUAUUAUUACAUGCAGUAAAUAAACAAGUUGAAGAAAAGCCUUCUGUUAAAGUUAUUUACAAUGCCAAAGUUGAAGACAUUCUUUUACCAAAGACAGACAAUGGUGAUGCUAAAAUAAAACUACAAAGCGGCGAAGAGUUUACAUCAAAAUUAUUGAUUGGGGCGGAUGGAGUUAAUUCUCGUGUACGUCAAGCGAUGAAUGUACAAUACGUAAAGUGGGAGUAUGAUCAAAUGGGAAUAGUUGCAACUGUUGAAUUAUCAGAGCCAACAGAAAAUAUUGUAGCUUGGCAAAGAUUUUUACCAACGGGUCCAGUAGCAUUAUUACCUCUGACAAACUCAUUGAGUUCUCUCGUAUGGUCUAUGACAACAAAGGAAGCUAAACGGCUAUUAAAAAUUCCAGAAGAAGAAUUUAUUGAUGAAUUAAAUAGUGCACUAUGGAAAGUUUAUCCAAAAAGUAAUAUUGUUGAAAGUGGUAUGAAGGCAUUAAAACAAUUACUUGAACAAUUCUCAUUACAAACUGGUGAAUCUAGACAACUACAACCUUCUGUGCUGAAGAUAGUUGAAGAAUCUCGUGCUGCUUUUCCUCUGGGCUUUGGACAUUCUACUUCUUAUGUUGCAAAUGGAGUUGCUCUUGUUGGUGACGCAGCACAUCGUGUUCAUCCACUAGCUGGCCAAGGUGUAAAUCUUGGAUUUGGUGAUGUUUCUCUACUAGUUAAAUUACUAGAUGAAGCUCUAAGAAGCGGAAGUACUUUAGGAGACAUUCAACAUUUGUCAACAUAUGAAACAUUAAGACAAAGACAUAAUGUACCAACAAUGUUAGCUAUUGAUGCUUUACAUAGACUUUAUAAAGGAACUGCUCCGCCAAUAAUUCUUGCUAGAAGUUUAGGAUUACAAUUAAUUAAUGCUAUUGGUCCAGUAAAGAAAAUAUUAAUGGAACAUGCUGCUAAUUCGCGCAUAAUUCGAUGAAAUAAAUUUAACAAGUUAAUUAUCAAUAUAAAAUUAUAAUAGCUUUAAGUUUUGAUCAUAAAUUUAUAGCUUGUAAUAUAACAAUAGUACUAUAUUUUUGUGUAUUAAAAAAAAAU
This is a messenger RNA of Microplitis mediator, 1553 nucleotides long. RefSeq names its product ubiquinone biosynthesis monooxygenase COQ6, mitochondrial (gene Coq6). Gene Ontology annotation, molecular function: oxidoreductase activity, acting on paired donors, with incorporation or reduction of molecular oxygen, NAD(P)H as one donor, and incorporation of one atom of oxygen; FAD binding; 2-octaprenyl-6-methoxyphenol hydroxylase activity. The record is from RefSeq and is a predicted model, not a curated record. The coding region runs from base 1 to 1437 and encodes 478 amino acids. The transcript has 8 exons. NCBI's taxonomy places the organism in Eukaryota, Metazoa, Arthropoda, Insecta, Hymenoptera, Braconidae. Gene Ontology annotation, cellular component: mitochondrion. Gene Ontology annotation, biological process: ubiquinone biosynthetic process.